GAGAAGUUGUGUAUUAUAGGCGAGACGAGAAAAAAAAGAAGUGAUUUUAAGUUUUUUUUUUGUAUAAUUUUUUUUUAAAAAAACUAAAAAAUUUAACAUUCCAAAAAAAAAAUUCAGACAUUCGGUACUUUUUGUAAACUUUUGCUCAAAUUGUUUUGUGUACAAAAUAAAAAAAAAAGUAUCAAAACUUUUUUUGUGUGUCUAAAAACGAAAAUAUUGUGAAAAACAAAGCUAGUCGUGUAGAGUGCAUAGAGCUGUGGAUAUAUAGCAAAGAGAGAAGUGUAGAAAAACGUAAUAAACAAGUGCUUUGUCCCAAUUUUCUAAUUUGAGAGAAGAAAAAUUUCGAUUUCAUUUUCAUCAUCAUCGCAAGACUGAAUUUUUACUUUUCUUUCAAACGAGAGUGAAAACUGUGUCGAUUAAUGGAACUGAGAAGUGACAUGAAAAGAUUAUUGCUUAAUUAUUGAAUUCUAAAAAAAGAGAAUCAAGUUUGUCUUCCGAAAGUCUAUAAGUCGGAUUUAAAAAAGGAAGCAAACGGUGGCAUUAAGAAACAAGUUUCACGAAUUUUAAUAUAUUUUCGUAGACAUCGUGCAUCAUCAAUUAGAAACGAAUAUUUUUUAUACAUUUAGUGAUAUAGACUUUAAAAAAUAACAAAAUAUAUAUUUAGAAUAAGAGUUGGAACAUUGUAGAAUGCUAAUAGAUAUGAAUGAAACAAAUGAGACAGACAAUUUCAGUGAUGGUCGAGAUCUUCCACUUAUAAAUGUUAAGGAUGUCCCUCAAAAAUCUGUGAUAGCUUUUAAUCAAAAUAGUAAUGUAGAUAAUAAUAAUAGCAUUAAUAGUAGUUACGAUUAUACUAUGGAUAUGAAAACAAAUGGAAAUAAUAAAAAUACCGAGGAGGAUCCGCUGACUGGUCAGCGAGAUUUCAUCUUAAACCUUCAAAAUGAACCCGAUCCAAAUUUAAGAUGGAGAAAUAAAUUUGCAUCAACAAAUUUCUUUAUGGUCGUGUUUCUGCUUGCGUAUAUCCUACAAGGCUGCUACUUUACGUACUUUGUCAGCGUGAUAACAACAAUUGAGAAAUUAUUUCAAGUAAAAUCAGCCAUAAUUGCGCUUCUGCUUAACUUUAGUGAAGUUGGACAAAUUGCGACGUCACUAUUCUUGACUUAUUUUGCUGGACGUGGACAUAGGCCUCGAUGGAUUGCAUGCGGAAUGCUCUUAUUUUCAAUUGCAGCAUUUGGAUCAGUUUUGCCACAUUUCAUAUUUGGCGAUCGUUUAUAUCAUCAAAAUGAAGUAAGCCUUAAUGUAGAGACAGCCACAAAACCCACGUGGGGCGAGAUCACGCCAGUAAAUAAGACAAACGAACAGAUUGCAUUGAAUUUAUGUUUGAAAGACAAUCCAUUUGAUUAUAAACCAGAUGCAUCAACUUGCAACGGAGACAAUAACGAACAGACAUUUAAUAAUAGUGUUACGUUAUACGUCUUGAUCAUAUUGGCUGUGAGUUUAUUAGGUAUUGGAAUUGGACAGACGGCAAUCGCAACCCUCGGUAUUCCUUAUAUUGAUGAUAAUGUGCAAUCGAAACAGUCGCCAUUAUACAUGGCAAUCACAAUAGGUGUAAGAAUUUUGGGACCAGCUUUAGGUUAUUAUUUAGGAUCAGUGUGCAUGCGAAUUUCAUAUGACUUUUCGACUGACAAGAUUCAUACAGAUCCUGGAUUUACUGGUGCUUGGUAUCUCGGUCUAUUGCUUGUUUCCACGAGCAUGUUCUUUGCUUCACUUGUUAUGUUUACAUUCCCGAGAACACUCCGCAAUAAAACUACGAAAGUGCAACCGAUCGAUGUGAAACCAAAUGCUGACGAUAGUAAGAAUGAGGAAACGACUGCUGUAGCUGAAACAAUACCGAAAUUUAAAGACUUUGGAAAGACAAUUAAGCGUCAAUUAAGAAAUGAUAUUUUGAUGUUUCGUACAGCAUCAGCUGUUCUUCAUUUACUUCCUAUAACUGGACUUUAUGUAUUCCUUCCUAAAUAUUUCGAAACUCAAUUCCAUUUGUCAGCUGCUGAUGCAAAUUGGAUUUCAGGAACUUUUGGAAUCUUAGUUAUGGGCGUUGGUAUUUUUGUGACUGGUGUCAUUUCCGUUAAAUUUCCAUUAUCAGCUAAGAAAGUUUCGCUGUGGAUUGCAUUUACAGCACUUGCCACUGCUUUAGGAUUAUUCACUUUAUCGACACUCGGAUGUGAAAUGGAUAAUUAUGCAGGCUUGAAAACAGGAUCGACUGGAUCGAUUACAAAUUCUUUAGAAUUUGUGCCACCUUGCAAUAAAUCUGCAUCCUGUGGAUGUGAUACUAACAUUUUUAAACCAAUUUGUGGAGCUGAUGGAAAAAAUUACUUCUCAGCUUGUCAUGCGGGCUGUUCCGAUUGGUCAAAGGAUAAUAGCUCGUCAAGAAUUUAUCACGAUUGUGCCUGUAUAGACGAUUUUGCUCAAAAAAGUGCAAUCGACGGCUUUUGCAAGACUGAAAGCUGUAGCACAAUCUUGAUAAUAUUCGUAACAGUCUUUGCACUCACUGUCUUCAUCCAUUCCACAUCUGAAGUAGGUGGAAUGCUAAUAAUCAUGAGAUGUACACAUCCAAAAGACAAGUCAAUGGCAAUGGGAAUUGUGCAAUUUUCCCUCGGUUUACUUAGCAACAUUCCUUGUCCUCACAUAUUCGGAAGAAUCAUUGAUGCAACAUGCAUUGUGUGGCAUAAAGUGUGCACCGAGAACAGUUAUUGUUCGUUCUACAAUGCUGAUACUUUUAGGAAGUACUUUUUCGGUGUUUCAUGCUUUAUCAUGCUAUUGGCAUUUGUUAUGGACAUGAUUGUGUUCUUUAAGUCUCAUCGAAUCGACAUUGAUCCUGAAGGAACUGAGCCAGAAGCUGAUACGUCAAAUGAGAUUCAAAGUGAGGGCGAAGAAAAUUUAAGAUUACGUAAAUUAACGCAUGAUAAUGAUGAUGAACAGCAUACCAAACUAGGAAUGUAAUAACUUUAUUAAUGAUAUGUCAAAAAUAAAACUUUUUGUUGUUAACUAUGUACUUUGGAACAUAAUAAUUUCAUGGAUUUUCUUUGAAAGUUUAAAAAUCAUCACUGAAGUUCUUUUGAUUUUUGAAAGAACAUUGACGAUUUUUGUCUUUUUUUUUUGUUGCAAAAUUGCCCUUAAAAUCAAAGAGAAAUCACACGCUUAGUAAGGAAAUCUAUGGUAUGGGACGAUGCAGGGUUUUUUUAGAAAGAUCAAAACUGCUUCAGAAUUAACGGUUUUUGAAGUUUUAAAAUUUAACGGUUUUCAAAUUUACAAACUCGUCAAAAUUUGAAUUUUUGAAAACAAUUACAAAUUUUAAAUUUUUGAAAGCCGUUAAAUUUUGCUAGAUUAUUUGAUUUUUUUGAAUAUGAAAAACAACGAAUUUUGAGAACUGAAAGAAAAUAAAAGAAAUAAAUGAAUGAAUUAAGCAUAAGAUAUGAAAAGUAAUUCCAAAGAGUGAAUGAUUGUGAUCGUUUUAUGAAUUCCUUCUUACAGUUAAUGCCCAACUUUGAACGAUUCUUAACAAAAUUAAAUCACAUUGUGAAUCUAUUGACAUAUUGAAUGUUAAAGACGUAAUCUCAUUGACUACAAUCUUAGAUUAAGUUUUUAGACUUUGUUUAAUGUUAUUCAUUAUG
Molecule: messenger RNA, 3668 nt
Organism: Chironomus riparius
Lineage: Eukaryota; Metazoa; Arthropoda; Insecta; Diptera; Chironomidae
Source: the annotation of a GenBank genome assembly